AUGGGAAUCAAGGGUUACCAGCCCAUCGCGAAUCUCCCCGGCACGGCGACAUCAUUGGACGAACAGUCGCUUGCUGCAGCGCUUGAAGUAGCGUCCAAUGAGAAGAAGCCACGUCAUAUCAGGCAACUGGAGCAGGAGACGCUGAGCGUAGAGGAACUGGGCGAGCUGGAAAGAAUGCGGGCCAAUGGGAGCCUGCCGUUGACUGCUGAGGUGGCGGCGGCACUUGAGCGGGAUGACGGUGGCCGAAGCGGCGGAAGCGGUGGCAGUGGAGGGAAAGAGGAGGAGCAGCAUUCCAUUCAGUAUGUGAAGCAUGAAUUGAAGGCGAGGCUUCUGAAGGGAAAGCCGAUUCGCAGCUGGAUCAGGGAGCUCCAAGUGAUGUGGCGUGAUUCGACCGGCGCGCAGCACUCAGCGUUCUUUAAGGCGCGCGACGGCAAGGAGCAAGGGAGGGGCAGCAGCGGCUUCAUCGACCGACUGGAGCUCGACAGCUCGCCGGUGGCCCCGCCUCUGUCCGCCGGCUCUUUCGUCCUUGGCAGCGGCGGGUUCAAGCUGCUUCUGGCGGAAACACGGAGCUGCAAGGGGAAGGAUGAGGACGAGUUUCAUCUCAAGAUCGACGGCGUGGUGGACAUGGGCAUCACGGCGCGUUCGGCGCAUCCGCUCAUGCAGACGGCUACGGAGGCCCAGGCGCAUUUCAACGUGCACAUCGACCGGCUCAAUCACACAAAUGGCAUUCACGGUGUGCUGGGUCAGACCUUCCGAGGUGAGGAAUCCCGCAAGGUGCGCUCGCUGCGAUACCGCCUGCUGACCCGCCUGCUGCGCGAGCCGGUGGAGGUGGAGAGUGAGAGCGGCAGAGGAUUCCUGGAUGGGCACACGGAGGACUACAUCACCUCCGAUAUUCACUCCACAGAUUGCAUGUACGCUGCUGCUUGGCGGAGGGGGGAACACGAGAGCAGCGAUGCAAGCGAUCUCAUGUGA
Molecule: messenger RNA, 972 nt
Organism: Closterium sp. NIES-65
Lineage: Eukaryota; Viridiplantae; Streptophyta; Zygnematophyceae; Desmidiales; Closteriaceae
Source: the annotation of a GenBank genome assembly